UUUAAAGGGAUAUGCUUUUAGGGUUCCAAAUGUUCCCAUAUUUUACUAUUAAGUAGGCGUCUCACCUGUUUCACUUACUGCGGACUUACAUCGUAUUUAUGUUUUGUGUUAUUUUUCUCUUUUGGAAAAUAUUCCGGAAGCGAAGCCCUGAGUAAUCGGAAGUGAUUAGAAGUGAGAGAGCAGCUUGGAGUUGGGGCUGCCUGGAUGUGUCGGCUUCCGAAUGGGAGAGGAGUGUGCGGAGAAGUUAUCCGAUGAUACCCAGCCGGAUAAUCUGUGACGUGAAAUCGGGAGAGGAAGAAUCUUAGAGAUUUAUUCAGUAGAAGCCUUGCAGUGUAUUGUCACUGGUUAAGAGAAAAAAAAAUGACUACUCUUGGAAGUUUAGAAACCAAAGCCACCCUUACUUCAACCCCAAUCCGAGGAGCAGGAGAUGGAAUGGAAACUGAGGAGCCACCUAAAUCUGUUGAAGUCACCUCUGGAGCCCAAUCUGUAAAGCCUCACCACCUUCAGAGUCCACGGAAGAAAGCACUUCCAUUAGAUAGCCCAGGAGUUCUUCAGCUAGAGAAGAUUCUUGCUGAAAAAGCAGUGGAAGUUGAAGCUAUUAGAAUAUUAGUUCCCAAAGCUGCUAUAUCCCAUGAUCUUCCCAACAAAAAUGCAAAAUCCCUGGGACACCAUAAAGGAGAAAUCCUUGGUCAGUUAGAAGGAGUUGUAGAACCAAGAAAGGAACUAUCAGAGGUAAAGAAUAUAUUGGAAAAGCUCAAGAACUCUGAAAGGAGGUUACUACAAGACAAAGAAGGUCUUUCAAACCAGCUGCGAGUACAGACAGAGGUAAACCGUGAGUUAAAAAAGUUGCUGGUGGCUUCUGUUGGAGAUGAUCUUCAGUACCACUUUGAACGUCUAGCCCGAGAGAAAAAUCAACUUAUUUUAGAAAAUGAAGCCCUAGGUCGAAACACAGCUCAGCUUUCUGAACAGUUAGAACGUAUGUCAAUACAGUGUGAUGUAUGGCGAAGUAAAUUCCUUGCAAGCAGGGUCAUGGCAGAUGAAUUAACCAACUCCAGAGCAGUUUUACAGCGUCAAAACCGUGAUGCACAGAUUGCUAUACAAGAUCUCCUAAGUGAACGGGAACAUUUUCGUCAGGAAAUGAUAGCUACCAAGAAAUUAUUGGAGGAACUCUUGGUCUCUUUGCAGUGGGGAAGAGAGCAGACUUACUAUCCUAGCGCACAACCUCACAGCACAGCAGAGCUAGCGUUAACAAAUCACAAACUGGCAAAAGCUGUGAAUUCUCAUCUUCUGGGAAAUGUUGGCACUAAUAGUCAAAAAAAGAUUCCAUCCACAGUUGAAUUCUGCAAUACCCCCGCUGAAAAAAUGGCUGAAACGAUUCUACACAUUUUGGAUCCAGUUACCUGUACAGAAAGAUCACCUGAUAGUCCAUUUUCCGGGUCUUCACCAUCCAUCUUACUUGCUACAAAGAAAAAUAUUGGACGAUUUCAUCCCUAUACUAGAUAUGAAAAUAUAACUUUCAAUUGCUGCAAUCACUGCCAGGGAGAACUUAUUGUCCUUUAACAGUCAGUGUGUUAGAGGCAUGCUACAGGCAUUCACUUAUAACCUAAGAGUUAUUAUUAUUUGGCAGCUGGGAUUCUUAUAGUGCUGGAAGGUAAUACCACUUUCUAUUUAAAUAAUACAUUUGCCCAAAGAUGUUUCAUGUACUGGACUACAGAUUACCCUUUCUUAAUAAAUAACUCAGGGUAAGAAGAGUAUGAAACUUCGUAAAUAUAUUUAGACUAGUGAAUACUUUCCAGGCAAUAUGCUAUGCUUUUCCUAAAGGACUCUAAAAGAUAAAGAUUCUAUACCUUUCCCUUAGACUCUAAAUUAUUAUUUAUCUUGCUGGAUAUUUUGUAUGAACAGGUUUAAUUUUGGAGCUCUAAGCAGGGAUCAGCAAACUAUGGCCUUGGAUCAAAUCUGGCCACAUCCAUUCAUUUACUAUUAUCUGUGACUGCUUUUGUGCUACAGUAGCAGAGUUGACUAGAUGCAACAGAACUUGUAUGGCCUGCAAAGCCUAAAAUAUUUACUAUCUGGCCCUUUACAGAAAAGGUUUUCUGACUCCUUCUCUAAAGUAAUAGUUGCGGGGGUGGGUUUCCUUUCCCUUUUUGGUGAUUUUUGGGGGUAAUACUAGGGGAAAAGAGACAUCUUUUAAAAAUAAAUGCUAUCUAUUAGAAAAACAAAAAAUAUUUUAUGAACAAAUUAGCAAGUGCUUCAGCAAAACAUGUUCUCAUGUUAAUUUUGUGUCUUGGGAUUCCAUAUUCCAAAUAGGCACAACCUGCCAUAAGUUGAAGUAGAUUCUAACUAUUCAGCUCAUUUUACCAAAUGCAAAAUACAAUAGAAAUACCAAACUUGAUUUUUUAAAAAUAUGGUGGAGAGGUAGGAUCUUUCUAGAAAGUGUGCAAUUUCAAAGAAAAAAAUGCAAUCUAUAAAUUAAUAUAAAUUACAAAUUUAUAUUUAUUUAGGAUGAACCAUAUACAAUUCCUGUUUAUAUGCCUUUAAAAAUAUCCCCAAAAUCAGUUUACCAGAUCACUCUAAUUGAUUGCAGAAGUGCUUAUCAGUAGAGAAAUCGUCAAAAGACAAGUCCAGACAAGUCAUAUGUUUUAUUGUCAACUUAAUGAUUCUUUUUUUGGUUGAUUCAUCUGGGAUAUAUGUAUAAGCUUUAAGUGGCAAUAAAUUUCUCCACCUUCUUUAUUGUGAAUUCCCCCUCUCCCUCCAACCCCCCAAAAUGAUGUGCUUUGGUAUACUACUUACAAUUGAUCCUUCAGCCUUUACCUUUAGGUAUCCUUAGUUUCCUAUCUGAUGACUGAUUAUAUUUGCUUAUGUUAAAUAUGUCUUUUGAAAAUAGGGCUAUUAAAACAAUACAUUAUAGUAAAAAUGACAUUAUAAACAGUCUUAUGGAAAAAAUAGUCACUUUCUAGUAUUAUAAAAUCAAGUUUUUACCUAUGGCAUCUCAGUUUUGGUUUGUACCUUUAAAUUUGAUAAGCAAUUUAUAAAUAUUUUAAUUUAAAUAAGAUAAUGAGCAUAAAAUGCUUAGCACAGUCCUGGCACACAAGUAAGGUUUCAAUAAAUGUUGCCUACUAUUAUUACUGUACCGAAUAUACUAUCUUGAGAAUGGAUCCUUGAAAAUUAAAAAAUCAAGUAUAAAGCUAAAA
Molecule: messenger RNA, 3191 nt
Organism: Choloepus didactylus (southern two-toed sloth)
Lineage: Eukaryota; Metazoa; Chordata; Mammalia; Pilosa; Megalonychidae
Gene: BLZF1
Product: basic leucine zipper nuclear factor 1
Exons: 7
Coding region: 361-1560 (399 amino acids)
Biological process (GO): Golgi organization; Golgi to plasma membrane protein transport
Cellular component (GO): Golgi membrane
Source: RefSeq, a predicted model, not a curated record